AUGGAUGCACUCACCGACUUCCUGAACCUGCCUCUGCCGGAUUAUAUUGAUAACCUGGCCAUCAAUGAGCCAGAUCGGGUCUUUGCCAGAGUGCUCAGCGCAUCGAGUACUGGCUACAGUGCUGUAGAAGUGACUGUUCAAGGCUUAGCCGUCUCAAUCGAUAUAGCAGCAAGAUGGCUGGACGAGCAGCUCGGUCAGGAUGGAGAGUCCAAGACGAUCGCAUUCAUGGCUGCCGGACAGGACCUCAGAUACUUUAUCAUCAUGCUGGGCGCGGUCAAAAGUGGUCGCCUAGCAUUCUUCCCAUCGCCUCGCAACGACGUGGAAGCACAAUGUUCUUUGUUCAACGAGUAUCGAUGCAAGACGCUACUACUACCUCGGGCGUCAUCCUUCCAUGACAAGCUACAGCCAGUCAUCGAGCAGCUGGCAUUGAACGUACUCGAAAUGCCGAGCCUGCACUACUUCCUGCACAACGGCGGAGGACUAAGACGUGGAUAUGGUUGGAUGCCAGAACCCGACUCAGACUUCAAAUUACAACCACUCGUCGGAGUUCAUACCUCAGGUGCGACGGGCUCGCCAAAGCCGGUGGUUGUCAAACAUGGCAACGCUACUGCGAUGGAACACUGGAAACGAUUACCUUCGCAUUUCGGCCAUGGAAAGGUACAUUUCACACACUGGAGUAGCAAGACUAUUCUUUUAGCACUGCCUUUGUUCCAUUUAGCUGGCCUGAACAUUAUGAUGGCGGCGCUACAAAACAACACAAUCGUCGUGUUACCCCCGACUGGUCUCGGUCCCCUGAGCAGCGACAUCAUCGGCGACGUUCUUGGGCAGGUGACGGCAGAUUGGCUGGUCACCUCACCCUCGAUACUUGCGGAUAUGGCCUCGGAUGUGAAGCUGUCGAGCAGCUUCUUGAAGGUAGAAGGCGUGGCAUACGGAGGAGGACCACUAUCGAAAGCUGCAGGAGACGCCAUUGUCGAGUCGUGCUCAGUACUAACUUUCAUUGGGAUGUCCGAAUGCGGUAUACUACCUUCGCAGCUUGUUGAACGGGACGACUGGCAGUACAUCCAGUUCUCUCCAGCUCUAGGAAUCGAAAUGAGGCCUUACGUGGAGGGUCUGCACGAGCUGUCCUUUGUGCGCGACGAAGCAUACAAGGACUUCCAGGUCCCGUUCUUCACCUCCCCAGAGAUUGAUGAGUAUUCAACGAAAGACUUGUUCAGUCAACACCCGGCCAAUCCCGAUCUAUGGCUCUGGCAAGGCAGAACAGAUGAUAUCAUUGUCUACGCAACCGGAGAGAGGUUCAACCCUGCCGACUUUGAGAACACGAUCAGCGGGGAUUAUCAGGUCAAUGCUGCCAUACUAUACGGCAAUGGAGAGUCUCAAUCAGCACUACUUGUCGAGCCGCAUCGUUCACUUGUCGGAGUUCGGCAGUCCGAGAGGGAGAUCAUUCAAGCCAUCUGGCCAACGGUGGAAGAAGCGAAUGCGAAAUGUCCAUCAUACGCACGAGUUCGGAGAGACAUGAUCGUGAUCACCGACUUGAGAAAACCUCUGCCUCGAGCUGGAAAGGACACAGUGCAACGGAAAGCAGCCCUGACCCUCUACGAGCAAGAGUUGGAUGCUCUCUACUCCAGAGACACGAUGCAGGGAUCAGUCCCCGACAGUCCUUAUGCUGUCGAGGAGAGAAAGCCUCACGUCUACAUCCGCAACGACAGCCCAAUUGAUACGCACGACGACGUCAGUCCGGAUGAACGACAAAUGAUGCAGCAAAUAUUGGACAUCGUCGAGCGGCAUACGGACCUCAGACUGCACGCCACAGACGACUUCUUCGCCGUCGGACUGGAUUCGAUCGGAGUGGCAGGAAUUGUGAAGAGGCUUCGGAAGUUGAUUGCGAUCCACGGUGAUGACAAGGAGAUGGAACCGAAGACGAUUUACAACCAUCCGACAGCCGCUGCACUUGCUCGAUAUCUGGCUGGUAAAGAGCUUGUGAAGCCCGGCAAAUUAUCCUCUACGGAGGAGUUGUAUGAGAGGUAUUCCUUCAACCCGCCAGUCACAACCAGAGACCCGAUACCGUAUGACUCGCUACGAAGAAUUGUCGCACUGACUGGUUCUACUGGCUCAUUUGGUACAUAUCUGCUGGAUCGACUCCUCCAUGACGAUACCGUCACACAUAUCAUCUGCCUCAAUCGCAAGCACAACGCUGAAGCGAUGCAGCUGCAAUCACUUCGUUCCAAGGGUCUCCAGACGAACUUCAAGAACAAGGUCACAUUCUUGACAGUCGACUUCUCGAAACAGUACAUGAGUCUCGACCGGGACACGUACAAGAACCUGCUGACUAUAGUGACACAUAUCCUCCAUACCGCGUGGCACGUCAACUUCAAUCUUCCUCUAUCGCACUUCGAGAAGCCACACAUUGCUGGUAUAAGGCAGCUGGUCGACUUUUCGGCACGGUCAAGUCACGGCGCUAUGAUCAUCUUCUUAUCCUCGGUUGGUGCAGUCUCCAACUACAGAGCAUCACUAGACGGCGAAAACCAUCGGACCGUACCAGAAGAUCCGAUUGAAGACUGGAGCUGCGCCUCACGCAGCAGCGGCUAUGGUCAGUCCAAGCUUGUUGCAGAACGUAUACUCUACACCGCCGCGACCGAAGCCGACGUCCCGUGCACCAUCAUCAGAUUCGGACAAAUAGCGGGACCAUCGACUGGCAUGGGUGUUUGGCAGAAGUGGGAAUGGCUACCAAGUCUCGUCACAUCGUCCAAGUACCUUGGCUGCCUCCCAGCAACACUUGGUGCAUUCGACGUAGUUGACUGGGUUCCCAUCGACUCAGCCGCCAAAAUCGUCGGCGAGUUCCUGCACGAUGCAACAACCCAACUACAAGAAAGCGGCGAAAAGCUGAUGGUGUACCACGCUGUCAACCCCAACGUGGUUGCCUGGGACACUCUCUUGCCUUCGAUCCAGCCGCAUCUUGGCGUGUACGAUGUGGUGUCGUCGCAUGAGUGGGUUGAGCUGCUGGCUGAGUCGGAUGAGAAGGGCUCGCCGGAGAACCCGGCGGGUAAGCUCAUACCGUUCUAUCGUAGUUUGGUGGAUUCGGAGAUGCAGGUGCCGCUUGAUAUUACGAUGAGUCGGCAGGCGAGUAGGACGUUGGCGGAGCUGCCGUCGAUUUCGGGGGAUUUGUUUGAAAGUUGGGUGAGGAAGUGGAUAUACGGACGACCGGUGAUUCUCUCGCUGUCACCUGCCUUACCAAAACUGGUGCCUCAGGCUGUAUUCUCCGGCACGGGCCGUCUCCGAUCGUGCGAGUCAAUGCUUCUUCUCGCGACCGUGACUCUGCUCUUGAAAGGACAGUUUGCAGAGGUUGUCACUUCCGCGAUCGAAGCAGAUAGAAGGCAGUCGAGACACGCCCUACGCGUGAAUGGCAAUGGAAGGCGCGUCGAUCGCGAUGUACUUCUAAUUGUCAACUUGUCUCUGGGGCACUACGUUCUCCGAUGUUUCCAAUGCGGCCAACCGCGAGAGCAGCCGGGGGACAUGUCGAAAUUCUUCCGCUCAGCAGACUCAAGCGGUAGCGACACAGACAGUAGUGAUAGCGACACAGGAGCAGGCUCGACAGCCGAAGUGUCGCGAGAUGGCGCGCUGCAGAGUCUUUCGAAUCAGUCUCACACCUUGGGCCCUGACAUCCUCACCGAUGGAAAGGAUUGGCUGCUACAUUCACUGCUCGAGGAACGAUGUCUCAACCAAGUGCGUGCAGAACAGACCCACGCGAGGUCUCUGGACGACAAUGGCAUCCGGCGAGAAGCUCGAAAGCGAUAUCGCGCGCUUGUCGCACGCCUCGCGCCUUUGAACUUGGUCUCUCCUGGCCUCGACGAUGAUAGACAUGGGCCAAUUCGCCAAAGCGUACGCGACAUCCUUGACAGUGUCGGAACGGACACUACCGGAGCUCUUCAAGUCGCUCCCAGGACUCCACUGCCUCUCAGGAGGAUGCUGACAGAGGGAAACGACCCAGUCACGCCAUCAAGCCCGAUCUCAACGAUUCUCUUCGACACUUUAGGAACUGUCGGUUGUUCGGCUGCGACGCCUCGUUAUGUUGGCGAUUUUGAGGAGCUGGGUGCUCUUGGAAAGGGUGGCUAUGGCGAGGUCUUCCAUGUCCGUCAUCACCUCGACCAGCGGGAGUAUGCUGUGAAAAAGGUGCCCAUUCGUCCAGCGAUGGUGUCUAGAAUACUGGCCGAGGGCAAGAGCGCUCUGGAUGAUGUCCUGGCUGAGGUCCAAACCCUUUGCAAGCUCGAGCACCCAAACAUCGUACGCUAUUUCAGCAGCUGGAUAGAGUGGUCCACGCCGAAACCUUCGUCCUUCGAAGGCAGCAGUUUCAGUCUUUCGAGCCAGCAAUUGAGAGAUGUCGUCGGUGGCGCUGAGGUCUCGACAUCGUUCAGUCAUUCGCUGCAUAGAGUGCGUACCGAAAGCGAUGGUCUAAGCGAUAACAUCUUCGAGAGUCGCUCCCACGACAGCAUCGCUCCGUCAGUGUCUGCCCACAGAUCUGGUCACGAGGAGUCGAGCAGUCGCUCGGUCACUGGUGCCGCAUUGGAGCGGUUUUCAGGCCCAGCUCUGACGCUGCACAUGCAGAUGGACGUCUAUCCGAUGACACUGGCUGAUUUCAUUGCGCCCAAGGCUGGCAGCUCCGGCAUUCUACCAUUGGCCCAUUGCUUCCAUCUGGAAACUUCAGUCCGGAUCCUUCUGGCCAUUCUGGACGGUGUGGAGUACCUGCAUUUGAAGAACAUGAUACAUAGAGACCUCAAGCCUGCCAACAUCUUCCUGAGGCACGAGGACAACCCCAGAGCGACGCACAACGUGGAUCUACUGCUCUGCUCGGAGUGUCGACGGGCAGGGAAACCGCAACCAGCUAAGCUGAGCGUGCGGAUCGGCGACUUUGGGCUUGUUACAAAUGUGGCCGAACAAAUCCAUUCCUCCCCAGGUGCAGCUGGCACAGAGCUGUAUCGGCCCAAGACGAUGGGUCUCGGUCCGCAGCUUGAUAUACAUGCCGUUGGUGUCAUAGCUUGCGAGCUGCUAUAUUGCUUCAACACCCAGAUGGAACGAAAAUCCAUCUUGCAUGCCCUGCGCGAUGGCCAUAUUCCAAAUCGCUUCACGACCUGCGUGGGGACACAGUCGAACAAGGCGAGGGAAUGCAUCAAAUCUAUGCUUACCCACGGAAACGAGAAUGUGUCGCUUCAUGAGAUAAAGCAUCGUUUGUCACAACUGAUAGCACCUCCAUCGUUCAGCGCGCUGUCGCUCAAUGAUGAGGUCACUCGCCGCUCGAGCACUUGA
Molecule: messenger RNA, 5298 nt
Organism: Fulvia fulva
Lineage: Eukaryota; Fungi; Ascomycota; Dothideomycetes; Mycosphaerellales; Mycosphaerellaceae
Product: Non-canonical non-ribosomal peptide synthetase FUB8
Exons: 4
Coding region: 1-5298 (1765 amino acids)
Biological process (GO): protein phosphorylation
Molecular function (GO): protein kinase activity; ATP binding; phosphopantetheine binding
Source: RefSeq, a predicted model, not a curated record